Angiostrongylus costaricensis is the source of this 1398-nucleotide messenger RNA. NCBI's taxonomy places the organism in Eukaryota, Metazoa, Nematoda, Chromadorea, Rhabditida, Metastrongylidae. The record is from the annotation of a GenBank genome assembly.
AUGCGACCAAGUCGUCAGAUACAAACUCUCAAUGGCAUUGUUGAAGGAUUCCGAAUAGAUAUCGGUAAUGAUAAGGAGGUAGAUUUGUUUCUUGGAAUCCCAUUCGCAGCACCACCAGUGGGUGAACUACGUUUUAUGAAGCCGCAACCGCCGUCAAAUUGGGAAGGUGUCCGCAAAUGCGUCAACUUUGGUCCUCGAGCCCCCCAAGCGGAUUUCUUUUGGGAGCGCUUUACAUUGGGACGUAAAAGUGAAGAUUGUCUCUAUCUUAACGUCUUCGCACCGACAUGGACACCAGAAGAAAAGGUCAUGGACGGUUACAGCGUGAUGGUGUACGUGCAUGGUGGAGGUUUCCUCAUCGACUCGGCUGUGAGAUGUGGCGAUAAGGGCAUAGCUAAGUACCUCUGUCGUCAUGAUGUUAUUGUUGUGACAAUCCAGUAUCGCCUUGGACUACUAGGAUUUUUCUCGACCGGCGAUGAAGUUUGCGCCGGAAAUCUAGGACUCUGGGAUAUGACAAUGGCUCUGCACUGGGUACAGGAUAACAUUAAAGAAUUCGGUGGCGAUCCAAACCGUGUGACGGUUUUUGGCCAAAGUGCUGGCGGGGCCAGUGUCGAUAUGCUGGCCAUUAGUCCUCACUCAAGAGAACUCUUCCACCAAGUGGUACUAAUGGCUGGAAAUGCAGAAUGUUCUUGGAGUACCGUGAGUCGAUCACAGCUCAUUAAUUCGUGCCGCAAAUUCGCCUAUCAACGUGGUUGGGAUGGUUCCAGUUACGACGUUCAGACAAGCCGAAGUUUGGUCGACUAUCUUCGGCAUCGAAGCGUGAAAGAAUUCGAGAAACGUCUCAUUACAACUAAAGGUGUUGAUGUGUCAAAAAUUGGGCUCGACUUAGCACCUGUCAUUGGUUCCACUCCAGAUGAUUUUCUUCCGAAGACUAUAGAUGAACUACGAAAUGAGGCUCCCAAGAAAAAUGCACUUAUCGGCACAUGCCAGCAUGAAGGGCUUCUUUUUGCAACUCUCUCACCCAAUCAGUUUAACCUGAAAGGGAUCGAGAAGUUAAUAUCGCUUGUGAUCACACCAGAGAAUCAUGAAAAUUUUGAGGAAUUGAGACAACAAGCUCUUAAGUUGUAUACUGAUGAUGUAAACCUGGCUAACAAAGAACAGGUGGCCAGGGCAUACGUCAAGUUGUACAGUGAUCUUUUUGUCAAUAAUGGAACGCACAGUUAUGUGAAAAAAAUGACGGCCUUGUCAAAUCGAGUCUAUCUGUACUCUUUCGAAUUUUUCAACGCACAUAGUUUUAGCAUACUGUCACUUCGGAUGCCUUUUAAAGGUGUUGUCUUGUUUGAUAGCAUGUUUCAUUUGUCAAUACAAGCAAAAUGUUCAUGGAAAAGUCUCCACUUAUGA